AUUUUAUUAUGGUGCAACAUUUGUUAUUUGUACGUCAACAAUAUUUUAGGUUAGGCGUCGCAUCAUAUUUGUUAAGUUUUGUUUUUCUUUCUCGUAUUAUGUAGUAUUGGUGAUGCAAAAUGAGUUCGCCCAGUAGAGAUAAUGAGGAACCGUCAUCGAGUACGGCGCCGGCCGACGAGGGUCCAGGCAGCAGCGGCAGUGGCGCGGAAGCCCGGCCGCCCGCCAAGCGCAGGAUGUCCAGCACAGUGAUCGAGAUCUCAGACACGGAUACGGAUGACUCCGACGUGUGUGCCGUCAACUCUUACCAGGCCUCCGCUGACGAAGUCAAGAGGAUUCGCGGAGCAGACUACUCGUCAUCCUCCUCGUCAUCGGAGUACAGCUCUGAUUCGGAGGCAUCCUGGGAGGAUGACUCCAUACUGGUGGAGGAUGAUAAGGCUGAUGUCAAAGCUGUUAAAGCACAGCUGAACCCCAGAGCUAACAGGAUGGAUGACCCAAAGUUUAACCCUAAGAUUAAGGCACAAGAGUUAAUAGACAGAUUACAAUUAAAUUGGAAAGAACAGAAAGAUUUCAAGAGUCCAGAAGUUACCCUUACAUGUGAACCAUUUAGACUGUGCCUGCUGCACGACUUCCUGGAGAACCCUGAGAUGAUCAACAACAUAGUGGAUGACAUGAACACGUUGGACUGGUCCCGCAAGAAGAUGGAUCUGUAUGAGUUUCACCAGACUGCAGACUUGGCCAGCCUCACAUGGCAGCGGAGCAUCAGAGGCAUUUAUGAGCUGCUCAAGACUGAAGUCAUGAGCUGGGUGUCGGCGGUGACGGGGCUGCGGCUGCGCUCGGUGUCGGCGUCGUGCUCGCUGUACGGGCCCGGCGACCACCUGCUGGUGCACGACGACCUGCUGGCCGACCGCCGCGUGGCCUUCAUCCUGUACCUGGCGCCCUGGCGCCCGCCCGCCCCGCAACACGCGCCGCUAGAGAACGGCGCCGGCGACCGACAGGCGGCGGAGUGGGGCGGCUGGUCGCGCAGCAUGGGCGGCGCGCUGCAGCUGCUGGCGCGGGACGCCGCGGGCCGCCCCACAGAGGUCGUGCACUCCACCAGCCCCAGGAACAACAUGCUGGCGUUCUUCAAGGUCGGCCACGAGUCCUACCACCAGGUGGAGGAGGUGUUGUCCCUGGAGCUGCCGCGCCUGUCCAUCAACGGUUGGUUCCACGGCCCCGAGCCCGAGGACGAGCCCGCGAUGGAGCCCGAGCCGCCGCCGCUAGAGUUGCCCACGCCGCAGCCACCGCACUCUGAUAUUGUUGUUUUGAAUCAGUGGAUAGAGGCGACGUACAUGUCCCCGCGCAGCCGCAUGCAGAUCCAGACACAGAUGGAGCGCGAGAGCGAGGUCUGCCUGCGAAACCUGUUCCUGCCCGAAAAGGUGCAGGAACUGAUGGAGGCUCUCGAGGAUCCAGACGUGCAGUGGGAGUGGGUGGGGCCGGCCGACCAGCGGCGCUACCGGCGCGUGGCGGGCGCGUGGCUGGCGGCGGGCGGCGCGCACGCCGUGCGCCAGGCGCUGCUGCUGUUCUCCAGCGCCGCCUUCGUGCGCCUGCUGGGCGACUGCACGGACCUGGCGCUGGCGCGGCUGGAGCGGCCCGAGCUGCAGCGCUGGGGCCCGGCCGACUACACGCUGCUGCCGCCGCGCGCGCACUACGCGGCGCCGCGCCUGGACGCGCUGCUGUACCUGGGCGCGGCCGGCGCGCUGUGCGGCGGCCACACCACGUACGUGGCGCCCGAGGACGGGGGCGCGGGGGGCGCGGGGGGCGCGGGCGGGGGCGCGGACGCGGCGCUGGUGAGCGUGCCGCCGGCGCACAACGCGCUGUCGCUGGUGUACUGCGACGCGGGCGCGGCCUCGUUCCGCAAGUACGUGAGCCGCCUGACGCUGCCGCCGCAGCGCUGCUUCUACGUGCUCAGCUGCGUCUACCGCGAGUAG
Messenger RNA from Trichoplusia ni (cabbage looper), 1967 nucleotides. It is a transcript of the gene sud1, whose product is annotated as prolyl 3-hydroxylase sudestada1. Gene Ontology annotation, molecular function: peptidyl-proline dioxygenase activity; L-ascorbic acid binding; iron ion binding. Lineage: Eukaryota; Metazoa; Arthropoda; Insecta; Lepidoptera; Noctuidae. Bases 120 to 1967 code for a protein of 615 amino acids. The record is from RefSeq and is a predicted model, not a curated record. The transcript has 8 exons. Gene Ontology annotation, biological process: regulation of translational termination; peptidyl-proline hydroxylation. Gene Ontology annotation, cellular component: cytoplasm.